Messenger RNA from Priapulus caudatus, 2373 nucleotides. RefSeq names its product transcriptional activator SPT7-like. Lineage: Eukaryota; Metazoa; Priapulida; Priapulimorpha; Priapulimorphida; Priapulidae. The transcript is spliced from 10 exons. Gene Ontology annotation, molecular function: protein binding. The record is from RefSeq and is a predicted model, not a curated record. Bases 391 to 2373 code for a protein of 660 amino acids. Gene Ontology annotation, biological process: chromatin remodeling. Gene Ontology annotation, cellular component: CERF complex.
GAGGUGAAGGUCACAGACCAGGUGAAGGUCACAGAUGAGUAGACUGGUGGAGGUGAGGUGAAGGUCACAGACCAGGUGAAGGUCACAGAUGAGGAGAAUGGUGGAGGUGAGGUGAAGGUCACAGACCAGGUGAAGGUCACAGAUGAGGAGAAUGGUGGAGGUGAGGUGAAGGUCACAGACCAGGUGAAGGUCACAGAUGAGGAGAAGGUCAGAGAUGAAGAGAAGAUCACAGAUGAGGAGAAGGGUAGAGCAGAGGAGACCGAGGUGAACGCAGAGAAGCCUCUGGAGGAUGGAGUCUGCGAGAAGCCGAUUAAACAAAGGCGGAAGAGGAAACAACAAAGCAGCGUCAACGGCGAGCCGAGGCGGAGUCAGAGGAAACACAGCUGCCAGAUGAUGAGAGAGGAGAAGCCUGUGGAGGCAGAGGUUAAGAAGGAGGAGGAUGACGAGGAUUGGAUGGAUAUUAGUCAGAGAGAGAACGAAGACGGUGUCGAUAUCAAGUCGGAGGAUGGAGAGGAGACGUGGGAGAACGGCAAGGUGGAGGCAGAUGGAGAGGGGGAGGAGGCGACAGUGGAGGAGGAACCGGCGAGGAAGGCGGUUCCCCAUGUGGUCACGUCGGAGAGCAGCCGCUGGCACCUCAUCUGUACAACGGAGGAGGACUGGAAGCAACUGGGAGAGAAGUUCCGCAACAGCAAGGAGCGGUGUGAGAAGAAGCUAUAUCGCGCCAUUUUUGAAGACUUUCUGCCAGAGAUCGCCAACCUGAUUGUGGAGAAGGAACGGAUGAUGAAGAAAAGACUCCAAGAGAUGGCGCCACGUAGGAUGUCAUCCAGAGUAGAACAGAAGAAAAAGGAGAAGGAAGAGAAGGACCGCAUCCAGGUGCUGAUCGACGAGGAGGAGAGAGAGAGGAAGCGGCGCGAGGACGAGAAGAAGCAGAUGAGGCUGGACGCCGAGCGGGAGGAGAACGCGCGGCUGUCGCGCGAGCGCCGCAUCAAGCUCCGCGAAGAGAGGGCGCUGCGCGUACGCCUGCGGGAGCAGCGCGCAGCGUUGAUCGCCGCCGGCCAAGAGAUCCCGCCCGAGCUGCAGCAUCCGGGGUUGCUAGGCGACGAGCGGGACGAGGAGCGGCCGCUCGAUGACAAGGUGUACGUGAGCAUGCAGCGCGUGCUGGAGGCAGUGCAGACGCACCGCGACGCGUGGCCCUUCACGGAGCCGAUCACCGAGGCCAUCGCGCCGGGGUACUUCGACAUGAUCGAGGAGCCGAUGGAUUUUAUGGCGAUUGAGGAGAAGAUGGAGGCGAGGGACUACACGAGCAAGCAAGAGUUCCUCGACGACUUCCAACUGAUCUUCGACAACUGUCGGCAGUACAACGGCCCCGACAGCGACUACUCGUGGAUGGCGAAGAGUCUCGAGGUGGUGGUGCGCCGCGCCGCAAAGCGCCACCUACCGGAGGAGACGGAGAAGGCUGACAGCGACGACGAGUUCCAGAUGGACGACCGUAAGGUGAACGUUCGCGCCUCGAUCAGGCCGCAGCGACAGGCGACGAGCCGCGCUCUGAAGACCCUGUCAGCCAUCACCAAGCAGAUGGAACAGGAUUCGAGCGAUGACUACGACGACGAUGAUGACGAUGAUGACGACGACGACGAUGACAACGUCGGCGCUAGCGGCGGUGGCGGCGGCAUGGGGAGCCGCACACGCUUCCUUGGCGAGCACACGUACAGCCAGCGCAACCCGAUCAACCGCCGCCCGAUCUACAUGCAGCAGAGCGAGACCGCCGCCGCCGCCGCCGCCGCCGCCGCGAUGCCCUACCGCAGUAAGAUCCUGCUCGUCGACGAACGCGGAAACCCCGUCGGCUCUCGCGCCGCCGAGACGGAUGAGGACGCGGCGCCGGUGAAACUUGCGAAGAAGCCGGCGCCAUCUAGCAUGCAGCAGCAGGUGGCGUCGCUGCUCGGCGGGAAGCUGGCGAUCCCGCGCGGCGGUCAGGUGAUGGUGCUGCCGACGGCCGAGCUGCAGGCGAUGCUCGCGUCCGGAGCCGUCGCCACGACGACGGCCACGGGAGAGAAGGCGUCGCCGGCGACGGCGCGGGUGCUGCUGGAGGCGAUCCGCACGGAGCGUGGCGCGCCCGGCAGCGUGGCGGCGCGGCCCAUGACGCUGUCGUCGUCGCCGCUGCGGCAGCGUUUCCCGCCGUACGCGGCCGCGCGGCAGACCCCGCCGCCGCCGCCGCGGCCGCUCGUCCAGGUCGUCGUGCGGCCGCCCGCCACCCCGCCAACCAUCGUCCAGUCACCGGGCGGCGUCCGCACGCUGCUGGCAACGAUGGGGAGCGCGGCGACGUCGUCGCCAGGGGGCGCCAGCGUGCCACAGCAGCCGUCUGCACGGGCUUAA